Messenger RNA from Toxorhynchites rutilus septentrionalis, 648 nucleotides. RefSeq lists its product as uncharacterized. The transcript has a single exon. NCBI's taxonomy places the organism in Eukaryota, Metazoa, Arthropoda, Insecta, Diptera, Culicidae. The record is from RefSeq and is a predicted model, not a curated record. Bases 1 to 648 code for a protein of 215 amino acids. Gene Ontology annotation, molecular function: nucleic acid binding.
AUGAGAAUAGAUCCGACAGUAAAAAGUGAACACAAAGCAGGUUCGAACCCCACAGCCAUCCGGAAAACCAUCGUGGAGCUACUGAGGACUAAGUACGCGAAUCACACCGUUCGAUACUCGGAUGGAUCACUCGCGCUAGGGAGAGUAGGGAUAGGUAUAUCGGGCCCCGACCUCAACACCUGUUACCGCCUCCCAGACGCGUGUAAUAUUUUCUCAGCAGAGGCAGCUGCCGCAUAUAUCGCCGCGACACACCAAUCAAACCAUCCCAUUACCAUGUUAAUUAACUCAGCCGGCGUUGUCGCCGCACUGAAAUCGGAGAGGCGGAUGCAUCCUUGGAUACAACAAAUAUUCGAGGAUGCCCGACCGGAUACUGCUUUCGUUUGGAUCUCGGGCCACUCUGGUAUACCCGGGAACGAAAAGGCAGACCAACUCGCUGGCCCUGGUCGACUGAUGGAGUUCUACACCAAACGGGUACCAACAGAUGACAUCAAAACAUGGACUACCAAUAUGCUCAAGGACAGGUGGGCUAAAGAAUGGUACACAACCGGACAAGACAACUCACGUGAGUAUUUUCUGCGUAAAAUAAAGACCGAUAUCAAAAAAAUGGGAAGACCCUAUAGGUCACCGAGAUCAACAGGUGGUCUCUAG